Engraulis encrasicolus (European anchovy) is the source of this 992-nucleotide messenger RNA. RefSeq names its product phosphatidylinositol-4,5-bisphosphate 4-phosphatase 1b (gene pip4p1b). The record is from RefSeq and is a predicted model, not a curated record. Gene Ontology annotation, molecular function: phosphatidylinositol-4,5-bisphosphate 4-phosphatase activity. Gene Ontology annotation, cellular component: lysosomal membrane; late endosome membrane; plasma membrane. Bases 188 to 967 code for a protein of 259 amino acids. NCBI's taxonomy places the organism in Eukaryota, Metazoa, Chordata, Actinopteri, Clupeiformes, Engraulidae. The transcript has 7 exons. Gene Ontology annotation, biological process: phosphatidylinositol dephosphorylation.
CACGUGGUGUUGUUAUUAUUUCCCCUCACUUCCUGGAAUGCGCAGUCAUGUGAUCAUGUGAUGCUUCCUUGUGUGUCCAGUUCCGCUGCUGUUUAACGCACGGCAUCUUGGUCAGUAGCCUACUGUGUCAUUAUACAACAUUUAAUACUUUCCUGCUGUUAUCUCCGUGCCUUGCGUUGUUCAUGGAAUGGCGGACAGUGAACGAUCGCCGUUGCUGGCUGAUACGCGAGAGGAGCCGACUGAGGUGUCUGCAGGGGAGAGCCAGUAUGGAGUGCUGACCAAACCUCAGAGUCUACCCCCCUUCCCCAGCGGUCCCCAGGAGGCUCCGCCACCCUACUCCCCCCUCGGCUCCCCAGACAGCAGCAGUGCCCCCGUUAUUAGCUGCAGGGUGUGUCAGAGCCUGAUCAACGUCGAGGGCAAGAUCCAUCAGCAUGUAGUGAAAUGCGGCGUCUGCAACGAGGCUACGCCCAUAAAGAACGCUCCUACUGGGAAGAAGUACGUCCGAUGCCCCUGCAACUGCCUGCUCAUCUGCAAGGUGACCUCCCAGAGGAUCGCAUGCCCACGGCCAUACUGUAAGCGGAUCAUCAAUCUGGGCCCGGUCCAUCCUGGGUCGGUAGCUGCCGAGCCUCAACCCACUGGGGCACGCGUGUGUUGCGGACACUGCGCCAACACCUUCCUGUGGACUGAGUUCACAGACAGAACACUAGCGAGAUGCCCGCACUGCAGGAAAGUGUCCUCUAUUGGCCAGCGGUACCCGAGAAGGCAGAGCUUGUGGUGCUACCUGUUAUGUUUGCUGUUCGCCAUCGCCACGGCGGGCCUAAUAGCGGGCACGUGGGUCCAGACCCAGACCAACAAGCUUAUCUACUUGGCAUGGGCGGUUCUGAUCGUGCUGCUGCUGCUGAGCCUGGCCCGGGCCAUCUACUGGACCUGCAUGAAGAUUAGCGAGCCCCUACAGAGCUACGCCUGAGCUACCAGCAGAACCAGAACCAGAA